AUGCCGCGAGGCUCCGCCGCAUCCGCUUCGGCCGACGACGGCCGGGGCGACCGGCCGGCCCCGACCGCCGGCUCGCCCUCACUGCGGCGGAUCCAGAAGGAGCUCGCGGAGGUGAGCCUGGACCCGCCCGCCAACUGCACGGCCGGGCCCAAAGAUGACAACCUGUACGAAUGGGUGUCCUCGAUCAAGGGCCCGGAAGGCACGCCGUACGCGGGGGGCCUGUUCUUCCUGGACAUCACAUUCCCGACGGACUACCCCUUCCGGGCGCCGAAGGUGGUCUUCAAGACACGUAUCUACCACUGUAAUGUCAACAAUUCAGGCCACAUCUGCCUGGACGUCCUGAAGGACCAGUGGAGUCCAGCGCUGACAGUGGGCAAGAUCCUGCUAUCUGUGAGCGCACUGCUGAGUGAGCCCAACCCACACGACCCCCUGGUGCCCAACAUCGCACAGGAGCUCCUCACAGACAAGGAGGAGCAUGAUCGCAUGGCUGCGGAGUGGACCAAGCGGUAUGCCAUGUCCUGA
This is a messenger RNA of Ostreobium quekettii, 522 nucleotides long. The record is from the annotation of a GenBank genome assembly. Lineage: Eukaryota; Viridiplantae; Chlorophyta; Ulvophyceae; Bryopsidales; Ostreobiaceae.